AAUGUUGUAGUCACGGAUGGGACUGGAUGCAUUAAUAUAAUGCUUUGGAAUCAAGAGGCAAAAAUCAUUCUCGGGAAAUCUGCUAAUGACAUAAGGGAUCUAAUGAAAGAUGCUAAUGAGAAUCCCUGCUUAAAAGUUUUUGAACCUAUAAUUGAUAGGAAGUUCCUUUUUAAAUUGUCUAUUUCACACAAAAAUUUGACCUCUAUGGACCAAGCUUAUAAUGCUGUUAAGAGUAGUGAUGAUGAGGCAUUGAUUGGUCUCUAUUCAUCCCACAGUUCUUCUAUAGAUAUUGGAGGUGUUGAACAAGGCCUUUCAAAUGUAGUGCCUACAACUGGAAAUAAUGACCUCGACUCAAAUGGGAAUGGAGCGGCUAUUGUUUCACUAUCAAAGGAUUCUGGCACUGAGAGCAUCUUUGAGAGCGGCUUAGAUACUCCUGGUAAAUAUGUUAUAGCAGAUUCUGCUCCAAGCUUGGGUGUUAGUGGACUUACCAAUCCGGAAGGCCAGGGAUCCAGUAACAAGACUUUCAAACGUGGUUCUACUAAGAGGAAAAUUGAGUGAUUCACUCAAUUUGGGAUAUGUAAUGUGAUUGUACACAUUUGUUGGCUUUAGUUUAGUUACUAUGCUUAUUUUUCCUUAA
This is a messenger RNA of Arachis ipaensis, 637 nucleotides long. The record is from RefSeq and is a predicted model, not a curated record. Lineage: Eukaryota; Viridiplantae; Streptophyta; Magnoliopsida; Fabales; Fabaceae.